ACGAAGCACCAGUUGUCAUCUGUGAAAGUUGUGGCGGAAAGUCGUGUUACAUUCACAAAGUUAUUUGGCACACGGGUAAAACUUGCGAAGAAUACGAAAAGGACAAGAAACAAUCGGACUUUGCUACCGAAGACUAUAUUUCACUAAAUGUGAAGAGAUGUCCUAAAUGUUUAAUGCCUAUCGAGAAAAGUAGAGGAUGUGAUCAUAUGACUUAUAAUAAUAAUAAUAAUCCAAUUAUUAUUACCAUUUCCAGAAGAAACAUAACAAAUAAUAAUAAUAAUCGACAAAAUUAUUAUCAAAAUAAUUAUCAAAAUAAUUAUCAAAAUAAUCAAAAAAAUAUUUUCAAAAAUCCAAUCUCUACUGAAGAUUUGGAUGCACUUUUACCUCACGAACAUCCACCUUCAAUUUCAUAUUUUACUGCUCGACCUACAUAUAAUGAUUUAUUUAUAAAUUUAGAUGAUUUAAUAAAUAAAUAUAAAAAAUAUCCUAAGAAACAACAACAACAAAUUUUUGAAGCCAAGGUAGAUGAUUUAGAUAAAUUGAAUCAAUUGGCACAAAUCAAUCCGGAAUUAACACCUCGAUUACAAGAUUUUUUGGUCAUAUUUAAAAGGAGGGAUUUAGAGAAGGCCAAAAAAGAAUUACAAGCCAAUAAAACGUUGGAUCAAUUUGGUAGAGCGUACGCAGUGGGUCGAAGGAAAAAAUCGGUGGCACAUGUUUGGUUGGUUCGAGGGCAAGGACAUGUACUCGUCAAUGGAAUUCCAUUAGCCAAUUAUUUUAAAUUGUUAAAAGAUAAAAAUUAUGUUUUAAAGCCUUUUCAGGUUACUAAUUUAUUGGGAAAAUUUAAUGUUUGGAUUAGAGUUAAGGGAGCGGGUGCAAUAGUGAAUGGACUUUCCCAAUGUUUACUUAUACAUGAUAUAAAUCUUAAACCGAUUUUAAGAAAGGGCUAG
Molecule: messenger RNA, 947 nt
Organism: Diversispora eburnea
Lineage: Eukaryota; Fungi; Glomeromycota; Glomeromycetes; Diversisporales; Diversisporaceae
Source: the annotation of a GenBank genome assembly